Molecule: messenger RNA, 741 nt
Organism: Rasamsonia emersonii CBS 393.64
Lineage: Eukaryota; Fungi; Ascomycota; Eurotiomycetes; Eurotiales; Trichocomaceae
Product: HAD superfamily hydrolase
Exons: 2
Coding region: 1-741 (246 amino acids)
Source: RefSeq, a predicted model, not a curated record
AUGCCUAAGAUCACCCAAAUCCUGUUCGACUGCGACAACACCCUCGUUAUGUCCGAGGAAUUGGCCUUCGAGGCCUGCGCGGAGAUUGCCAAUGAGAUCUUGGCGAAACGGAGCAUCACUGAUCGCUACACGGGCGAGCAGCUCAUCCAGGACUUCGUUGGACAGAACUUUCGCGGCAUGAUGAUCUCGCUUCAGGCCAAGUACAACUUUGACAUGCCCAAGGAAGAGUUCGAGCGCUACGUCAAGGAAGAAGAGAACCAGGUCAUUGCCAAGCUGGAAGCCAAGGCGCAACCCUGCAUUGGUGUCAACGAAGAGUUGGAGAAACUCCACCGCCAAGGCAAAUACGGUCUCGCCGUCGUCUCCUCAUCCGCUCUGCGCAGAGUCAAGGCGUCCAUCAAGAAGGUCGGCCAGGACAAGUAUUUCCGCCCAGACCACAUCUUCAGCGCGGCCAGCUCCCUGCCCAAGCCAACCUCGAAGCCCGAUCCCGCUGUCUACCUCUGGGCCCUCGACCGUCUGGGCAAGAAGCCUGAAGAGUGUGUCGCGAUUGAAGACAGCCGGAGUGGUGCACUCGCCGCGAUCCGUGCCGGUAUUCCUCUCAUUGCCUAUGUUGGCAGCUACCAUGGCGAUGAUAAGAGAGCCGAGAUGGCGAAGAAGUUGACCGAUUUGGGUGCCAAGGUUGUCAUGAAGGACUGGGCCGAGUUCGAGUCUUGCCUCCAGCAGAUCGAGAACGAUUCUUAUUAG